UUACAGUUUACAGACGACGGCGACGCUGAGUUUGAACACUACUACAUUUUUUAAAAGUUGACCGACUUGACGUCUCUAAUUUGUGAUCAGAUAAACAGAUUUUAAUUUGUUAAUUACCAAUUACGUCCUUCCACUAAGCAUACUGACUUCAUUUAAAAAAAUGGAAAACUCCUCUAGAAAUGUGGUCGAUGACUUAGAUUCGACUGUCCUCCGACAUCAGGUUCAGAGAUAUUUCAAUGAAUUAAACCAAGAAGGUGGAAGUCCUCUUAAUAUGGAGUUUUUAAGUAUGAAGAGGAAACCAGCAAGCAUGGCUGUCUCUACCUCAUCCUUGCGGACUUCUACGUUGGAUUCUUUUCUUCCCAAGAAAAUUCGCUUUGAUUCUAGUGUUACUGGAGAAAAUUCUUUUACAGGAGAAUCUUCUCUUUUUUCUAAAAGAAAUGCAGCUGAAUCGUUCAGCCAAUCACUUAAUAAGUCAACAAAGCUAGAUGUUGGAGCCCAGUAUGAACAGAAAUUAUCAGAAAAACAGGCCAACAUUCUUGAAUUGCAGCAGAAAAUUAUCAAGACAGAAAUGAAAUUGAAUAAUUUUGUGACAGCCAAGGAUCAACUCGAGCAUGACCUGUCAAAUUUGAAAGAGACAUGCAAGACCAAAGUUAAACAUUAUGAAGAUAAAAUUGAUGAUCUUUAUGUGGAAAUCAAGCAACUUCAUCUAAAAAAUGAACAAUUGUCUAAAGAAAAUCUAUUGAAAACAGAAGCAGUUGAGCAAAUUAAGUUACUUUCUGCGGAGGAAAAGCUAUCAUGUAGUAAGGAACUUGCUGUAUCAGAACAGAAAAUCAUUGAUAUUGAACAAGGGUAUGAAGAAAAAAUCAAGAAGUUAGAACUCAAAUUGGAAAAUGCUCUAUUGAAAGUAAGUCAAUAUCAAAUGGAAGCAGAGGAAGCGAAAAAUCAACUUAAACUUAAAGAAAGAGUGGUGAGCCCAUCAUCCAACCAUCAGGUAGUUAUUGAGCAGCAGAGUCAAGUAAUAUUGGAAAUGCAGAAUGCACUUUUUGCUCAGAGAACAACUUUUUCUCAAUCUCAAGAAGCAAAACUAUCUAGAAUUCCCCAGUUAGAAAAAGAGCUUCUGCAGCUGCAAGAGACCAAUAAAUUAUAUCGAGAAACAGCUGCAAAUGAACUGCUGUUAAAGGAGAAAAUAUCUGCCUUGCAGGAGAGUGUUCAAAGAUACAAGGAACAGUGUCAAGCUAUACCUGAUUUACAGGGAGAGAUUAAAAAAAUGGCAUCGCACCUCCGUGACUGGGAAUCCAUGGCUAGUCGCUUAUUUGAUGCAGAUAGUCUCUCUAAAGUUCAGACUCAGGUGGAGGACAUGAGGCGAAAGGAGCUCAAGCUUACUGAUGACCUGGGGAACCUCCAGAUUGAAAUAAAUUCCUUGAAUAGAGCAAAUGUAACCUUAAGAGACCAGAUUGAAACAUUGAAAAAUGUAGCCAAGGCAAAAGCGGACCUAGAAGACCGCAUUAGAAAACUUGAAAGAAAACUAAAUGUUGUUCAAAAAGAUCGCGAUCAUUACCGAACAAUAAAUGAAAUGUACGAAGGCGAGAUGACACGUAUAGGAGCUCCAGCUACGGCGUCAACGGAGACAAAGAAAAUUGCCGAACUUGAACGGCUGUUGGAUGAAUAUCGGGAGUUAGUUUCAUCUCCAGGUACUACACCCCCGGCUAACAAUGAAACAGUAAGCAAGCUGACACAAGAAAAAGAACAAUUGACCAAAGAAGUGGCUGAACUGAGACAGUUUAUCAACACUUUAAAGGCUCAGUUAGAGCUUGCCGAGUCAAAGAGUGUGGCCACCGAUACUAGAGUUAUCCACUUUACCAACAAUCCUUUGGAUAAUGUUCGCCGAAAAACAUUGGAGCAAGUUUCAAAACUUGAGAAAGAGAACGAGGGUCUACGGGAAAGAGUUCGUUUGAUGGAAGCUGGUCAUUCCCAAAAUCUUACUCUAAUGGUCGGAGAUCACUUUGAACAGGGAUGUACACCCGAACGCUUGAAAGAACUAGAAGAGAAACUGAAAUCUAGUGAAAUGAUGAACCAACGCAUGGAAGAAGUGUUUAAAAAAUAUUGCUCUGAAUUCCGCAGAGGAGUGUUUGAACUCUUUGGUUAUCAGGUGGACAGUAGCGAUGGAACAUUUACCCUUAGAUCUGUGUUUUCAGAGUCGAACACUGAUAGCCUCUGUUUUAAAUACGUUGACGCCGGCUUGAUGGUUAUGGAUACUCCGUACCUCCACACCAUCGACGAUUUAGUUCAACUUCACAUAACCAACCAAAAGUCAAUUCCCGUCUUCCUUUCUUCCCUCACGAUUGAACUUUACUCCCGUCAGUCGAUCAACUCAUCCGCAUAUCCUUCCGUGAUGGAUACUCCGAGCUGAAUUUUUUAAUUUGUCCUCUGAAUAUUUGUGUUCGUUAAGAUUUGAAUAAACCGAAAUAAACUUUU
Messenger RNA from Daphnia pulicaria, 2475 nucleotides. Its product is annotated as mitotic spindle assembly checkpoint protein MAD1-like. Bases 161 to 2410 code for a protein of 749 amino acids. The transcript has 10 exons. Gene Ontology annotation, cellular component: mitotic spindle; nuclear envelope; kinetochore. Lineage: Eukaryota; Metazoa; Arthropoda; Branchiopoda; Diplostraca; Daphniidae. The record is from RefSeq and is a predicted model, not a curated record. Gene Ontology annotation, biological process: mitotic spindle assembly checkpoint signaling; attachment of mitotic spindle microtubules to kinetochore.